CCUCAGGGUGCCCAGAGUGACUGCUCCUCCGGAGCCCAGUCCACAACCCUCUUGGCCUAGGCGCACUGGGGCCCCGCUGGGAUGAGAAACGGCCGGAGACUGAACCAGCUUCGGGCCGGCCUCUGCCUGCUCCUGGCCUCCCUGCAGCUCGUGUCCUGGACGCUGGCUGUGGAGCCUGUGGAUGUUCUGAAAGUCUUGGGGGUGCACAGGAACCAAGCUGGGGUAGCUGAGGGGCCUGGCAUGUGUCCCCAGAGAGCUCCACAUGGCGACCGAGCAUUCCGGGUAGACAAGUCCAGCCUGCUCAGUGUCCCCACGUGGCAGCUCUUUCCAGAUGGGCAAUUUCCUGAGGACUUUUCGGUGCUGUUCACUGUGCGGGGCCAGCCAGCCAAUCAGUCUGUCCUUCUGUCCAUUUACGAUGAGAAGGGCAUCCGGCAGCUGGGGCUGACACUGGGGCCAGCUCUGGGUCUCCUUGGCGACUCCUUCAGGCCCUUCCCCGAGCAGGUCAACCUCAUGGAUGGCAGGUGGCACCGUGUGGCGGUCAGCUUGAGUGGUGACAAACUGACCCUGGUGACUGACUGUGAACCUCAGCCGCCCGUGUCUGGUCAGGGACCUCGGCUUAUCCGCACAGAUGGACUCACCAUGAUGGGAACCCAGGACAGCAGGGAGGAGACUUUUGAGGGAGACAUCCAGGAGCUGCUGUUAAUUGCAGACCCUCAGGCUGCCUUCCGGGCCUGUGAACACUACCUCCCUGACUGUGAAAUCCCAGGUCCCCCAGCCACAGAGGUCCCCAAGGAUGAACCGGAAACAACCACCCCUCGUCGCAAGGGCAAAGGAAAGAAGAAGGGGCGGGGUCGAAAGGGGAAGGGAAGAAAGAAAAAGAACAAGGAGGCCUCAAGGCUGAGCCCAACCCCUGGUGCCCCCGAGAACCAGACUCUCCUCCAUACCCCUGAGACAGAGAAGCCAGUUCCCCACCGGCCUCCGACUCCCACUCCCUUGGCCAUCACCACCACUGUGACUACUGGACAAAAUGCCACUGUCUUGCAGGAGUUUGACUCUGAUGCUGAAACUGAGCUGUGGACUCCAGAGAUUGAGGCUACUGAAGAGGAUGAAGAAGGGGGUGACCCCACCAUGGGCCCCAAGUUCCGGGCAGCAGAGCAGCCUUUACAGACUGAGUUCCAGAUCUUUCCUGGUGCUGGAGAAAAGGGAGAAAAAGGAGAGCCUGCGAGAAUAGAGCGGGGACAGCAGUUCGAGGGACCAGCAGGAGCCCCAGGACCCCGGGGAAUAUCUGGUCCUUCAGGUCCUCCUGGCCCUCCAGGAUUCCCUGGGGACCGAGGUCUACCGGGUCCUGCUGGCCUCCCAGGAAUUCCAGGUGUUGAUGGAAUCCGGGGUCUACCUGGCACCGUAAUUAUGAUGCCGUUCCCUUUGAUGAGCAGCUCGUCGAAAGGCCCCCCAGUGUCCUUCCAGCAGGCCCAGGCGCAGGCAAUACUGCAGCAGGCUCAGCUCUCCAUGAAGGGACCCCCUGGUCCAGUGGGACUCACUGGGCGCCCAGGCCCUGUGGGCCUUCCUGGAUAUCCAGGUCUGAAAGGAGAAUCAGGAGAAGUAGGGCCACAGGGUCCCCGAGGAUUACAGGGCCCUCCUGGGCCUCCUGGCCGGGAAGGCAAGACAGGCCGAGCUGGAGCAGAUGGGGCUCGGGGUCUCCCAGGAGACACAGGACCUAAGGGUGACCGGGGCUUCGAUGGCCUUCCAGGGCUGCCUGGUGAGAAGGGCCAGAGGGGUGACUUUGGACAUGUAGGGCAACCUGGUCCCCCAGGAGAGGACGGCGAGAAGGGCCUGCAAGGACCUCCAGGGCCCACCGGCCAGGCUGGAGAGCCGGGUCCCCGAGGUCUGAUUGGCCCCAGAGGCCUCCCUGGACCCCUGGGACGCCCGGGUGUGACCGGAAGUGACGGUGCACCAGGUGCCAAAGGCAAUGUGGGUCCUCCUGGAGAACCAGGUCCCCCAGGACAGCAAGGAAACCAUGGCUCCCAGGGGAUUCCAGGACCUCAGGGGCCCAUUGGCAUUCCUGGGGAAAAGGGUCCCCCUGGAAAUCCCGGAAUUCCAGGUGUCCCAGGAGCUGAGGGCCCCCCGGGUCACCCAGGCCCUGAGGGUCCCACAGGAGAAAAGGGAGCUCAGGGUCCACCAGGGUCAGCAGGCCCUCUGGGCUAUCCUGGACCCCGGGGUGUGAAGGGUACCUCUGGCAACCGAGGUCUCCAAGGAGAGAAAGGAGAAAGGGGAGAGGAUGGCUUUCCUGGCUUCAAGGGUGAUGGGGGACCAAAAGGUGACCGGGGAAACCCAGGACUCCCAGGUCCCAGAGGAGAGGAUGGUCCAGAAGGACAAAAGGGACCCGAGGGACUGCCUGGGGAUGAGGGUCCCCCAGGAGCAGCAGGGGAGAAGGGCAAGCUUGGGGUGCCAGGUCUCCCAGGUUACCCAGGACGCCCAGGACCUAAGGGAUCUGUUGGAUUUCCUGGACCCCUGGGACCACUGGGGGAGAAGGGCAAAAGGGGCAAAGCAGGGCAGCCAGGAGAGGAAGGAGAGCGCGGUGUGCCGGGCCCUCGAGGAGACCGGGGACAACCAGGGGCCACAGGCCAGCCUGGCCCCAAGGGUGAUGUGGGUCAAAACGGGUCUCCUGGGGCCCCUGGAGAAAAGGGUCUCCCCGGUCUGCAAGGUCCCCCAGGAUUCCCUGGACCAAAGGGCCCCCCAGGCCCUCAGGGGAAAGAUGGGGUACCUGGACACCCUGGGCAAAGAGGAGAAUUGGGCUUCCAAGGUCAUACAGGGCCCCCUGGACCAGCUGGUGUCCUUGGUCCUCAGGGAAAGGUAGGGGACGUGGGUCCUCUCGGCGAGAGGGGCCCCCCAGGUCCCCCUGGACCUCCUGGUGAACAAGGUAUUCCAGGCAUAGAAGGCAGAGAAGGGGCCAAGGGUGAGCUAGGAUCCCUGGGGUCCCCUGGGAAGGAGGGCCCACCUGGGCCCAUGGGCUUUCCUGGCUCCCAAGGAGCUCCCGGCGACCCAGGACCCGUUGGUUUGAAGGGUGACAAGGGUCCACCGGGCCCUGUUGGGGCCAAUGGCUCCCCGGGUGAGCGUGGGCCUGUGGGCCCUUCUGGUGGCAUUGGACUUCCUGGCCAGAGUGGUGGGCAAGGCCCUAUUGGUCCUGCUGGUGAGAAGGGGUCUCCGGGAGAACGAGGUGCCCCUGGUCCCACUGGCAAAGAUGGUAUCCCAGGCCUGCCAGGGCUUCAAGGACCCCCUGGAGCUGCAGGGCCUUCUGGAGAGGAAGGAGACAAGGGAGAAGUAGGGAUGCCUGGUCAUAAGGGAAGCAAAGGGGAUAAAGGAGAUGCGGGCCCUCCCGGACCAAUAGGGAUAAGGGGUCCAGCAGGCCAUCCAGGACCUCCGGGUGCUGAUGGGGCUCAGGGUCGCCGGGGACCCCCUGGCCUCUUUGGGCAAAAGGGAGAUGAUGGAGUUCGAGGCUUUGUAGGUGUAAUUGGUCCUCCAGGUCUGCAGGGACUGCCAGGCCCUCCUGGGGAGAAGGGCGAGGUUGGAGAUGUGGGAUCCAUGGGUCCCCAUGGAGCUCCAGGCCCUCGGGGUCCACCUGGGCCCAGUGGAUCAGAGGGCUCCCCAGGGCUGCCUGGAGGAGUGGGGCAGCCUGGUGCUGUGGGUGAGAAGGGUGAACCAGGGGAUACUGGAGACACAGGACCCCCAGGAGUUCCCGGCAUCCCUGGGCCCAAAGGCGAAAUAGGCGAAAAGGGGGACUCGGGUCCGUCAGGGGCUGCUGGACCUCCAGGCAAGAAGGGACCUCCUGGAGAGGACGGCGCUAAGGGGAGCACGGGUCCCACAGGACUCCCUGGAGAUCUAGGACCCCCAGGAGAUCCUGGUGUUCCGGGAAUCGAUGGCCCCCCAGGGGAGAAGGGAGAUGCUGGUGAUGUUGGGGCACCGGGGCCACCUGGAGCUUCAGGGGAGCCUGGGGCCCGUGGGCUCCCUGGUAAGAGGGGUUCCCCCGGCCGCAUGGGUCCAGAAGGCAAAGAGGGAGAGAAAGGAGCCAAAGGAGAUGCUGGUCCUGAUGGGCCCCCAGGCAAGACAGGCCCCACUGGAGCUCGAGGGCCCCCUGGACGGCUCGGGCCUGACGGUCUUCCAGGGAUCCCUUCACUCUCCUCCAUUCCCACUUCCUCCUGGGUCCAGGGUCCCCCUGCGGAGCUACAUGGCCUGAGAAGGCGCCGCUCAGUGUCGGAUACCCCGGAUACCCCGGAAGGUGGCCUGGAGGAGGUGGUGGCCUCUCUAAAUUCACUGAGUUUGGAGCUGGAACAGCUGCAGCGACCUCCUGGCACCGCUGAGCACCCAGGCCUCAUAUGCCAUGAGCUUCAACGCAACCACCCACACCUGCCAGAUGGAGACUACUGGAUUGACCCCAAUCAGGGCUGCUCACAGGAUGCCUUCAAGGUUUUCUGUAACUUCACUGCGGGAGGUGAGACCUGUCUCUAUCCAGACAAGAAGUUUGAGACGGUGAAACUGGCCUCCUGGUCCAGAGAGAAGCCUGGAAACUGGUACAGCACUUUCCGCCGGGGGAAGAAGUUCUCCUACGUGGAUGCAGAUGGCUCCCCUGUGAAUGUGGUUCAGUUGACCUUCCUGAAGCUGCUGAGUGCCGCGGCCCACCAGAGGUUCACUUACUCCUGCCAGAACUCAGUGGCCUGGCUGGACGAAGCUGCUGGUGACUACGGGCGCUCCAUCCGCUUCCAAGGGACCAACUGGGAAGAAUUGUCCUUCAACCAGACACAAGCAGCUACGGUCAAGGUCUCCCAUGAUGGCUGCCGGCUCCGGAAGGGACAGGCGAAGACGCUCUUUGAAUUCAGCUCUUCUCAUGCGGGUUUUCUGCCUCUGUGGGAUGUGGCUGCCAUUGACUUUGGCCAGACGAACCAGAAGUUUGGGUUUGAACUUGGCCCCAUCUGCUUUAGGAGCUGAACUUUGAAGGCGGGAAGGAAGCUGAAGGGAGCCCACGUGGGGCUCCUUGGUGCUGAGGCUUUGAGGCCAUUCAUUCUAUUUAUCACCAGGGACUCUGGGUCCAGGGUCUCUGUCUGGGCUUUCUCCCUUUUCGGGGGAGAGGUGAGGGUGGCGAGCCCAGCUCCCUUCUAUUCAUCCAGGUGGCAUAACCAACUGUUUGCUGGCUCUUUCCCCCUCCAUCCACCUACCCACUGCCUCCCCAGACUUCAGUGAAGUGAGCUUUAACUCAGAGCUGAUGAAGCCCCGCCCCCACCUCUCCACCCCGCCUCUCCACCCCGCCCCUCAUCAAUGCCCGCCAUACCUCUUGGUGCUAUCCCUUCCCACAGUGAAGCACUGGCUACCUCCCAAUCCCUGGCUGGGACCCUUCCUGUUCAUUCCCAUUCUUUCAGGAGAGGGAGGUAACGCAAGAUCAGAGUGGGACUUCCCUCCCCUGAGAUGUGCCUGCCUUCUGCUCCCUUGACGAAGCUCUGCACACUCUCCUCCCCCAACCCCGCCCCACUCCUAUGCCCCCAAGCAUUCUGGGGACCGAGAUGAUGGGCACAAAUCAGGAUCCUAUAUGGUGCUGGCCUGUUCAUAACUGGGAACUGUAUGAAAAGGGGAAUGAAUGGUUUGUGGUCUAUUUAAUCUGCUUCCUUGUGAAGGAAGUCUGGGAUACAAUGAGAGAUUCCAGAAGGAUCUCUACCCUCCCUCACCUACCAUGCAGCCCUCCUCCCCAGGUCACAGGGCAGAUCGGCAUCUCAAGAAUAAACCAAGAAACUGUG
Messenger RNA from Alexandromys fortis (reed vole), 5780 nucleotides. It is a transcript of the gene Col5a3, whose product is annotated as collagen type V alpha 3 chain. Gene Ontology annotation, biological process: extracellular matrix organization. The record is from RefSeq and is a predicted model, not a curated record. Gene Ontology annotation, molecular function: extracellular matrix structural constituent conferring tensile strength. Gene Ontology annotation, cellular component: collagen type XI trimer. The transcript has 61 exons. The coding region runs from base 82 to 4980 and encodes 1632 amino acids. NCBI's taxonomy places the organism in Eukaryota, Metazoa, Chordata, Mammalia, Rodentia, Cricetidae.